This is a messenger RNA of Ochotona curzoniae (black-lipped pika), 2794 nucleotides long. RefSeq names its product Myb/SANT DNA binding domain containing 4 with coiled-coils (gene MSANTD4). The record is from RefSeq and is a predicted model, not a curated record. Lineage: Eukaryota; Metazoa; Chordata; Mammalia; Lagomorpha; Ochotonidae. The transcript has 2 exons. The coding region runs from base 165 to 1202 and encodes 345 amino acids.
CCAUCCUGCCUCUGCCGCUAUAUAAACGAAAAAAAAAAAAAAAUCAGUGAUUUGGAUCAAGUGCCAAGCAGGGACUGUCCGUCACUGGUUUUCGUGUGGUGUGGCAUUCUUCAGAUUGUUUUCGUACCCACUCUUGUUGUAAGAGUACUCUGAAGUUUUAAAAAAUGAAGCAGUUGAAACGAAAAAGGAAAAGCAAUUUUAGUGUUCAAGAAACUCAGACGCUUUUAAAAGAAAUUACCAAAAGGAAAGAAGUCAUCUUUUCUAAGCAGCUCAACACAACGAUUAACGUGAUGAAGCGGAUGGCUUGGGAGGAGAUCGCCCAGUGCGUGAACGCGGUAGGAGAGGGAGAGCAGAGGACAGGGACGGAGGUGAAAAGAAGGUACCUGGACUGGCGAGCGCUGAUGAAGAGGAAGAGGAUGAAGGCGAACAUGAAGCUCGUGGGGUCAGGGUUUCCCCUGCCCUCCUCCGAUCUGGAUGACUCUCUCACGGAGGACAUUGAUGAAAAGAUCGCGUUUCGAAAUGAUGCGAAUUUUGACUGGCAGAAUGUGGCAGAUUUCAGGGAUGCCGGUGGAUCCUUAACCGAGGUAAAAGUAGAGGAAGAAGAGAGAGAUCCCCAGAGUCCCGAAUUUGAAAUUGAGGAAGAAGAAGAAAUGUUAUCUUCUGUCAUCCCAGAGCCCCGGAGGGAAAAUGAACUUCCUGAUUUCCCCCACAUUGACGAGUUCUUCACCCUCAACUCGACACCUUCGAGGCCUGCCUACGAUGAACCCCAUCUGCUCGUCAGCAUAGAGAAGCAGAAACUAGAGUUGGAAAAGCGACGACUGGAUAUCGAGGCUGAAAGACUGCAGGUGGAAAAGGAACGGCUGCAGGUCGAGAAAGAGAGGCUGCGGCAUUUAGACAUGGAGCACGAGCGCCUGCAGCUGGAGAAGGAGCGCCUGCAGAUUGAGAGAGAGAAGCUGCGGCUCCAGAUCGUCAGUUCAGAGAAACCAUCUUUGGAAAACGAACUGGGCCAAGGGGAAAAGUCCAUACUUCAGCCUCAAGACGUAGAAGCAGAGAAGCUGAAGCUCGAGCGGGAACGCUUGCAGCUGGAGAAGGAUAGGCUGCAGUUCCUGAAGUUUGAGUCCGAGAAGCUGCAGAUAGAAAAGGAACGCUUGCAAGUGGAGAAGGAGAGACUUCGAAUUCAGAAGGAGGGACACUUGCAGUGAUGUCUUUGGGUCUUUCUAAAUUGUAGGUUUUUCUCACGUAAGAAAGUAGAAAGAUGAAAAUGAGAUUAUAUGUUUUUUUUUCUUUCCUGUCUGAUGUCAGUGUUUUCAAUAGGAAACAGAUAACUGUAUACUUAUGUAGUGUGUAUUAUAGAAAACUCUCUGUGUCCCAGCAUAAACAGUAUAGCAGAAACUUACUGUGCUAGACCCUACGUUAGUAAUACUACAUAGAAGAUCAUAGUCUCUGUGCACCUAGAGUUUGCAAUGUGUCUGUAAAUUCUAUCCCAGUGGUUCUCAAGCAGAGGUCGUUAGGCCCCCAGAAGGCAUUUGGCAUGCCUGGAGACAUUUUCGGAUGUCCAAACUGGGCUAGGGAUGUGUUGUUACUGGCAUCUGUGUGAGGAGGCCGAUGAUGUUGCUAAAAGCCUGUGCAUAGCACACUUCCCUCACAGGAAGGAGUUUCCCCAACCCAAGAUGUCAUGAGUGCCAAAUUUGAAAGACACUAUCCCUACCUAACAGUGUACCUCUGUAGCUAUGUUUUAGAGUUUUAGAAUGUUAAAACCUCAGAUAUGUGUGUGGGUAGGUACUUAAAGCCAAAAAUUGUUUUAAACUAUGAAACACUGUAGUGUACUGAAUAUGGAAGGUGAUGAAAAUUAUAGAUAUUCUAUUCCUAUGUUUGCAACUAUAGCUUUCCAAGGUUCAGAAAACAAUAUAGGGAACAUCUAAAAUUGCCCAAAUGGCUCACUUGGAAAACUAGUUCAUUCUUCUAGCUAUUGAUGAUUUAAAAGCAGCAUACAGUUUUGAAGCUUUAGUUCUCUGCCUAUUUUUUUUUUAAUCCAUUGUCCUAGUUCGAAUGCAGAAAAUUGUUAUUUCAACCAUGCGCUGAAAACUUGCGUAAGUGAAUGAUUGAAGUUAGUGAAAAUGGCACCUAUGUAAAAAUGAUGCGAGUAGCCCAUGAGCUCAAACCUUGAGUGAGUGACUGACGUUUAAAAUCAAUCAUAGCUAUUUGGAGCUGGGGGUGGGACAGCAUGUCCUCUGUAUCACAUGACAGUGACGUUAAGAUAACCAUUUCUGUUGCUGUGUUGUGGACUGUUGGAAGCACCGAACACGCACAAGCUGACCUCAUCUGUGGAAUAAGUCUUGAGAGUUUUAUCUGUUAUUCUUGAUCCUGAAGCUCCAAGACAAUCUGUACUUUGUCUUUGCCCCAUCUGAGGAACGGAGUUUGUAUCUGAAGUCUCUUUGUAAGCCCCGCUUCUGAAGGACAGGGGUUUUGUAACUGGAUGAUUUCCCUCCUGUUUCCAGAAGUUUCUUUUCCAACAAUCCAUGCAUUUCUGACACACACUAAAAUUGACAAUGACUGCACAAGACCACUUUGUGUUUCCCGAUUUACAGGGCUGGUAAUGUAGCUUUAAUGCAUCUCUUCUGUUGGUGGGCAUCACCUUGAUUAUGUGUGGGUUCCUUGUUAAUUUAAGAAUGACUUGAAAUUAUGUAUUCACAUUUGAGCAUAAGUAUACAAGGGGACAACUUAUGUCUGUUUAAUUGCCCCGAUGUUGAAAUAGUGUUAUUUUUCUAUAAUUGCAAUAAAUGCUUCUACUGUA